Molecule: messenger RNA, 643 nt
Organism: Rubroshorea leprosula
Lineage: Eukaryota; Viridiplantae; Streptophyta; Magnoliopsida; Malvales; Dipterocarpaceae
Source: the annotation of a GenBank genome assembly
GGGCCAUUAAGCUCAAUGAGUACAAUAUGAGGUUUGAGCAUUGAGUAGUGAUCAUGGGUCUAGCUCUAGCAGAUUUCAUGAUUGAGUGUGUACCCACUGCUCUCGAAGAGGCAAUCUCCCCUUGCCCCCUUUGGCCUCUCUAUGUGGAUGGAGCUUCCAAUCUCGAAGGUUCAGGGGUUGGAGCCAUUUUAAUGGGACCUGAUGGUUAUAGAAGCGAGCAUGCAUUAUGUUUCCCAUUCCCUACAACCAAUAAUACCAUUGAAUAUAAAGCUCUAAUCUUCAGAUUAAAGCUGGCUGUAAAUCUGAAGGUCGAUAAAAUCCCCAAGGAUGAUAAUAGACGAGCGGACGAGCUAUCAAAGCUAGCUUCUACCAAAGAGAUGCCCUCGCAUAUAACAACCUAUGUUGAGGCUCUUGAGACCCCUAAGUACAUUAACUUUGACGGUUUUGGAUGUGCAAGGUUGAGCAUCAACCCAUCCUUCCUGAGCUGCUAUACCCUUCACUGAAUUUUUAUAGUUCGGGAAGCUUCUUGAUGAUAAGUUUAAGGCUCAGCUAAUAAGACGAAAAGCUACUCACUUUUGCCUACUUGAGGGCCAGUUAUACAAAAGGGCAGUAUCAAUGCCCCUACUAAAAUGCCAUAUUCCUU